Messenger RNA from Colletes gigas, 2367 nucleotides. RefSeq lists its product as uncharacterized. Gene Ontology annotation, molecular function: Toll binding; growth factor activity. The record is from RefSeq and is a predicted model, not a curated record. Gene Ontology annotation, biological process: innate immune response; central nervous system formation; regulation of Toll signaling pathway. The transcript has 6 exons. The coding region runs from base 624 to 1487 and encodes 287 amino acids. NCBI's taxonomy places the organism in Eukaryota, Metazoa, Arthropoda, Insecta, Hymenoptera, Colletidae. Gene Ontology annotation, cellular component: extracellular region.
GUCAAGUUUUUUCUAAAACAACAUCGAGAUGUGAUAACUAUGUUACCUUUGUUGUCGUUAAAAAAUUUUUUUGGUCCGUCGGUCGAGGUGUUAAUUAAUGAUUAACGAUGCAAAUGUUGUCGCCUCGCGGCUCGGUGGUUCCGUCCCGUCGUGUCCGUCUGCAUUACGAAUCCGUAAUGCACCGGUAGGUCCUCCCCCGUCGUCUCCGUUCCCUGGGGCACAAAGGCAGCGAUUACGGGCCGUUAAUGUGACGAGAACCCCACCUGGUGCACGGAGGACUGGUCAAUCGCGUGCGAUCGGUCGAACGAGCAGGAUUGCCGAGCGAUCUGUCGACGGAUCGAGCCCGUUCUUUUUAACUCUUCUCUUUUGCAUAGUUCUACUCUGUUGCGUGCAAUUCUGAUAACGGUCGCUUCCGCGAUCCGCUUCUCGGACGAACGGAUAACCAGAGAAACGCGUAUGUACAGUGUCGUCGGAACUCGCGUGGUUCCUUCCAAGUUUGUAACGCGACACGACUGUAAACAAAGACGAAAAAGAGUGCUCGUGUUCCACGACAAACAGUGAACCCGUACGGUUUCGUGUAUCGUAGGCGCGAAGUGGACCAAUUAGCGAGGAGGAACAUCGUCAUGUAUCCAGAUGUGCAGAAAAUGGAACGAAAACACGACGGACUGAUUUUAACGCUCGCCGAGCUUUGCCUUUUAUUGGCUUUGACAGUACAGAACGUUCAUGCAUAUCCAUACCCAAGUAGUCAAAAAGGCGAGGAUGGUGGACGAUCGUCUCUGCAGACAUCGAACGAUUUCGAUGAAUGGUUUGCCAACGAUGAUAGAUCGAACAGUAGAGUUCGAAGAAAUGCUUCGGACGCGUCCUCGAAACCUCUGGCAAGAAGUUUUCUAGGUUCGUCGUUGCAGGAGAUGCAGUCGGAUGGUAAGAUUGUAUUUCCCGGAGAAAUAAAUCAAGUUCCGGUUUGCAAGGGGAAUACGUACUGCGAGAAGUUGAACACUUAUCCUGAAGAAUUAGUGACUACCGCGAUUAGACGCAAUGAAACUCUCAAGUACCUGGCGGGUGUAGACGUGCUAUCCGAUGUGGAGCAGAGGAUCGACUCUGUAGACGACGCGCCUCUCUGCGUAUCCACCGAGCAAGUUAUAUUUCCCCAAUCGGCGGAGAAUAAGGACAGUCAAUGGAAAUACAUUGCAAAUCAGGAUAACUUCAAGCAGGGUGUGAGGAUUGAAAAGUGUAGCAAAGAGAACGUCAGUUGCAAUCUAAUUGGUAAUCUCGCCGAGGGUUACAAAACAAAUUGCAAACAGAAAUACGUGUAUAGACAACUUGCCGCAGUAUUAUCGGAUGGUUCUGUUGUCCCGGACAGAUUCAUAUUUCCAUCGAGUUGCUGCUGCCAUAUAUUGUUCACUGCAAAUCCGUACAUAAGGAUGGGUCUCAUGAGCGGAGAACCGAAAAGAAACGUUACGCCUAUUAAGACACGCAGGAGGAAAUGAACGCUUUAAGGUCAGCUCUUUUACAGAGCUUUUUAAUCGAUAUACCUUUGACUCUCAGAGAGACUUUAGACAAAUAUAUAUAUUUAGAGUACAUAAAACUGUUAACGAGAAACGAAUCGCGAGAAGCAUUCCAUAGAUUGGAAAAAAAUAUUUCAAAUUCUUGUAGCGAACAAUCGAAAUGUCUCUAAAAGAAUGUAUGCAUACACGAGCUCAAGAAAGAUUUGUACAUAUCGAGAUCGCGUUCCUUUGUAAAUUACCAGCUUGUAAAUAACGUAAUUUCGUCAAAAGUAUAAAAUACAAUAUAAUAUACGCGAAAUAAUCUACCAGCUUAGCCGGUGAAGUUAAGAAACUCGCAGGUGUUUCUUUGAUAAUCCAUGGAUCUAUGGAUAAAUAAACCAUAAUUUAAGAGAGCAGCAUGGCUGUCGGUGUACGUAAAAUCAUGUAUUUAAUGGUAAAGUACAAUUUAAUUAGAUGCGUUUACGUACACGAAUUUCUGACUGCACAUUUUUUUUUUUUUUUUUCUUUAUGCGAAUAAUUUGUAUUUGAGGGACGAAGUGAGUCUCUAAAGCGAACAUAGAUCUAUAUCAUGUGAUACUAUGUGAUAUUAUAGUCAAUGAGAUCGAUGUUGUGAUCGUUAAUUUAGAAAUAUUAUGUUUUUUAUAUCCAAUUUCGACAAUAAUAAGUAUUCUUCUGCGGUUUAGAAGAAAAAGAAACAAGCAAAUGCAGUGCGAGGCAUUUUAAGAAAUGAUAAUAUACUCGUUAUUGGUGAGGUACAAUAUUAGAUACAUACAUAUAUAUAUAUAUAUACACACACACAGUCUGCUUUUAGCGGAUAGAUAUAAAAAUUGCUAUAUGUAUAUGUAUAUUUACCAGUUACAAA